This is a messenger RNA of Mycetomoellerius zeteki, 1424 nucleotides long. RefSeq names its product NADH dehydrogenase [ubiquinone] complex I, assembly factor 7 homolog. The transcript is spliced from 5 exons. Gene Ontology annotation, cellular component: mitochondrion. Lineage: Eukaryota; Metazoa; Arthropoda; Insecta; Hymenoptera; Formicidae. Gene Ontology annotation, biological process: mitochondrial respiratory chain complex I assembly. Bases 121 to 1398 code for a protein of 425 amino acids. Gene Ontology annotation, molecular function: protein-arginine omega-N symmetric methyltransferase activity. The record is from RefSeq and is a predicted model, not a curated record.
CGUGAUAAAUUUAUAUGAAAAAAUUUUUAAUAUAAAAAUCUAUUAUUGCAAUUACAUGAAUUGUAGUUAUACAAAUGAUUUAUAUACAUACAGCGCAAGGUAUUUACCGCUGUAUUUAACAUGAUUGCAUUGUCUCGAUUAACGCGAACUUUCUCUCGUUUAUCGCAAAUGACAUUACGCUCGUCGAGUAGUUUAGAAAAGAAAACGGAUCUAUAUCGUCAAUUGUAUGCAAAAAUGUUAGCAUGUGGGCCUAUAACGCUCGCAGAGUACAUGAAGGAGAUCUUGAUUCAUCCCACUGCAGGUUAUUAUACAACUAGAGAUGUUUUCGGGCAAAGAGGCGAUUUCACAACUUCUCCAGAAAUCAGUCAACUUUUUGGAGAAAUUAUGGCAAUUUGGAUAAUCAAUGAGUGGAGAAAGAUUAGCAGAGAUUCUAUCCAACUUGUGGAAUUAGGUCCAGGAAGAGGUACCUUGAUCAAUGAUAUCCUACGGGUAUUCAAGAAACUGAAUCUUUCAAAUAAGAUAUCGAUUCAUUUAGUAGAAAUCAGUCCUGUUUUGUCUGCAAUUCAAGCAGAGAAAUUGUGUACAAAAAGCAAAAGUAUUGAGCCAAGAGUGAAUGAAGACCAAAAGAAUUCUAUUACGCAUUAUAGAGAGGGUGUUACGAGAGAAGAAGUAAAAAUAUAUUGGUAUUAUUCUAUCAAUGAUAUUCCUAGAAAGUUCAGUGUGUUUAUUGCACAAGAGUUCUUUGAUGCUCUGCCAAUACAUAAAUUCCAGAAAACUGACAAAGGUUGGAGGGAAAUCUUAAUAGAUAUAGUGCAAGACUCAAAGGAAGAAAGAUUUCGAUAUGUACUUUCGCAAAUGCCAACGGCUGCUUGUAAAGUAUACUUAUCUCCGCACGAGAAAAGAGAUCAUGUGGAAAUAAGUCCACAGUGUUCUGUGAUAAUAGAUUACAUGUCCCAAUUUUUGUGGGAGCAUGGAGGAUUUGCACUAGUGAUUGAUUAUGGUCACGAGAGGGAAAAGACCGAUACAUUUCGCGCAUUCUGCGAGCAUAAAUUACACGAUCCCUUGUUAAAUCCUGGAACCGCAGAUCUGACUGCGGAUGUUGAUUUUUUAUUAUUAAAAGAGAUUGCACAGAAAGACGACAGAUUAAUCACGUUUGGUCCAGUGACGCAAAGAAAAUUCCUGAAAAGUCUUGGCAUCGAUUUACGGUUAAAAAUGAUUUUACAGAAUGCUUCUAGUAAUCAAAAGGAAUAUAUUGAAUCAGGAUAUCGUAUGAUAACCGAUGAAGAUAAAAUGGGAAAUUGUUUUAAAGUACUGUCCCUCUUUCCUUUUGUUUUAAAAGACCAUUUGAAUAAAUGGCCUGUAGCAGGAUUCGAAGAUGAUAAUAAAACCAAAUCUUGAACUUUAAUUUUCAAGUAGGAAAGAAA